AUGCUCACUCUGAUGACACACAGUUUGUCCUUCUCUACGUCUGUCACCAGGCCCAACCGCCAGCCGCAGAGAGACAUGUAUCAGAGAGCUGGAUACAGGACCACGGGGGUCUGUCCAAAGCCCUCCCGCCGCCGUCACGAGAUGCCUGAGACGAAGAUGCUCUGUUGUGUGGUGCGCAGUCUUCUUCAGUCUGCUUCUCUCCUCAUCACCAUGACCAGGACGGAGCUGGACUGA
Molecule: messenger RNA, 234 nt
Organism: Knipowitschia caucasica
Lineage: Eukaryota; Metazoa; Chordata; Actinopteri; Gobiiformes; Gobiidae
Source: the annotation of a GenBank genome assembly